ACAGCCAUCAGCAUGACAAGCACUCACUCCCAUGGACGGUGAUCUUAGCUGUUUCUCAAAUACAUAAAUUCUAUCUAUUAAAUAUUUUAGUUGCUAUAACCCCAAUUGCCUCUCUUUUUCUUCUAAUACCAUAAUUCGCUCCUCGCAGUCCCUCCGGGUACCGCCCGUCUGCUACAUCGGCGCACCGGCUAUACCCCAGAGCCCGCCUACCCGUUGCUCCCCUCCUCUCGGCUUAGCCCACGGGUUUAUCGUAUUUCCUCCACCACGCCCGAGCUCGCCACAGCAUCGUUUUCUCUUCUCUGCCGAGCCACAGCCAACAAAACCGCCACGAAACCAUCCGAGAGCUCUCUUUCUCGUCCUCACCUCACCCUUCUCGAAUCUCUUCGUACUGCUGCUAUCAGCAAAAAUGAUGCGACGAGCCCUCUCGCGAGCCCCUGCUCCCAAGCGAGUUCUCUUCUCUGCCACCCGAUCAUCCCCAAUCGCCGCUGCCCGCGCCAUCUCGACCUCCGCCGUCCGCAUGUCUGCUCCCACCAACAUGUUCUCCUCUGGCAUCCCAGCCCAGGACUCCUUCCAGCUUCUGCCCGAGUCUCUAAAGGCCGGCGAGGCAGAAGAUGCCCUGUACGAGGCCCAGCUCAAGGAAGUCGAAGCGUGGUGGGCGUCCCCUCGUUACGCUGGCAUCAAGAGACCCUACAGCGCUGCCGACGUUGUUUCCAAGCGCGGCUCUCAGCGCAUCUCUUACCCCAGCUCCGUCAUGGCUGCUAAGCUCUUUGACCUGAUCCAAGAGCGCUCUGCCAAGGGCGAGCCCAUUCACACACUCGGAGCCAUUGAUCCCGUUCAAAUGACACAGCAAGCUCCCCAUCAAGAGGUCCUCUACUUGUCUGGCUGGGCAUGCUCGUCGCUCCUCACAUCGACCAACGAAGUCUCCCCCGACUUUGGCGACUACCCGUAUAACACGGUCCCCAACCAGGUCCAGCGUAUGGCCAAGGCCCAGUCCAUGCAUGACCGUAAGCAGUGGGAUGCUCGCCGUAAGAUGACGGCCGAAGAGCGCGCCAAGACACCUUACACCGAUUACCUUCGCCCCAUCAUCGCCGACGGUGACACUGGUCACGGUGGCCUGUCUGCUGUUCUCAAGUUGGCCAAGCUGUUUGCCGAGAACGGUGCCGCUGCCGUGCACUUUGAAGACCAGCUCCAUGGCGGCAAGAAGUGCGGUCAUCUUGCUGGCAAGGUCCUCGUCCCUACCGGCGAGCACAUCAACCGCCUCAAUGCCGCCCGCUUCCAGUGGGACGUCAUGGGCUCUGAGAACCUGGUUAUUGCCCGCACCGACUCCGAGUCUGGCAAGCUAAUCUCCUCGGCCAUUGAUGUACGCGACCACGAAUUCAUCCUUGGUGUCACUGAUGCAUCAAUUGAGCCUCUUGCCGAGACUAUCCAGGCCAUGGAGGCCCGUGGUGCCAGCGGCCCCGAGAUUGACACCUUUGAAGCCGCCUGGGUCAAGAAGACAACCCUCGUCACCUUUGACGAGGCCGCCGUGGCUCACAUGCGCAGCGAAGGCGUCGCCGAGGACAAGAUCUCUGAAUACCUGUCUGCCACACAGGCCGACCGCGACAUGGGCAUUACGCGCCGCCGUGCCCUUGCUGCCCACUACUCCAAGACCCCCGUCUACUUCAACUGGGACGUCCCCCGCACCCGCGAGGGCUUCUACCACUUCAAGGCCGGCAUGGCCGCCGCUACCAAGCGUGCGCUUGCCUUUGGCCCCUACGCCGAUCUGCUGUGGGUUGAGACUGGCGACCCCAACGUCGAGGUGGCCAGCAAGCUCGGCCGUGCCGUGCGCGAGGUCUUCCCUGGUAAGGGCCUGGUGUACAACCUGUCGCCGUCGUUUAACUGGAUGGCGCACGGCUUCAGCGAGGAGACGCUCAAGUCGUUCAUCUGGGACAUUGCCAAGGAGGGCUUUGUGCUGCAGCUUGUUUCGCUGGCUGGUCUACACACCAGCGCCACCAUCACCACCGAGCUGGCCCGCGACUUCAAGACGGACGGCAUGAAGGCAUACGUCGAUCUCGUACAGCGCCGUGAAAAGGACCUCAAGUGCGAUGUUCUCACGCAUCAGAAGUGGAGCGGUGCCAGCUACAUUGAUGGCAUCCUCGGCGCCAUUCAGAGCGGCAGCUCGAGCUCCAAGAGCAUGGGUGACGGCAACACUGAGGGCCAGUUCAAUUAAGCUAGCUAUAUAAGGGAUGGAUGGUAAAAGAAAAAAACGGAGGAAGACCCUUUGGCGCAUUUGAAUUGGCGUUUUAUGUUUUUUUAUAUCCUUAACAUUUCGACUUGUAGAAAAAAGACACUGCGAAAGUAGUGAUAUAUAAUGGAAUUUUUAUUUUGUAUUAUUAAGUGAACGUGGUUCGUUUUUUCUUUGUAGAGCCGCAGCAUAAGUCAUUAUACAUGGAACAAGACGUGUUUACAAGGAGUCCUUGGAAGCGUUGUUCUGGGGAGCAGCAGGGGCAGGGCCCUCGGGGGUAACGUAGGCCUUGCUGAGACCGCCGUCAACAACAAAGUCAUGGCCGUUGACGAAGCUAGACUCGUCACUGGCAAGGAAGACGACGGCGUGGGCCUGCUCAACGGCCUCACCGAAGCGGCCGGUAGGGAAGUGGACCUCGCGGCGGUUACGCUUGGCCUGGUCGUCACCGAGCCAGUCCUGGAGGAGCGGGGUGUUGAGGGGAGCAGGGCAGAGGGAGUUGAAGCGGAAUCCCUCGCGGGCGUGGACCAUGGCGAGCUCGCGAGUGAGGGCGAGGACGGCACCCUUGGAGGCUGUGUAGGCGAGCUGGGGAGUAGCAGCGCCCAUGAGGGCGACAAAGGACGCCGUGUUGAUGAUGGAGCCCUUGGUCUUGUUGUUGCGGCGGAGGGCGAGCACAGCGUGCUUGCAGCCGAACCAGACGCCCUUGACGUUGAUGGCCUGGGUCAGGUCCCAGAUCUCCUCGGGGGUGUUGACGGCGUCGUCGUCCCUGGCGUGCAUGAUGCCGGCGUUGUUGAACAUGAUGUCCAUGCCACCCCAGGCAUCGAGCGACUCAACCAUGGCCUUGAUCUGGUCUUCCUUGGAGACGUCACAUUGCUAGAAGCAUGUAUUAGCUUUGUUAUUGUGGUUUUAAAAAUGCAAGAGAACAAAAAGGUUG
Molecule: messenger RNA, 3155 nt
Organism: [Torrubiella] hemipterigena
Lineage: Eukaryota; Fungi; Ascomycota; Sordariomycetes; Hypocreales; Clavicipitaceae
Source: the annotation of a GenBank genome assembly